ACACACAGCUGAUGGAGAAACACACUCUGCCUCUGGUGUGACAGCAGAGCGCACGUUCACACUGAGGAUACAGGCACCUUCUUUUUCCUCACUUUAAUCUACGGAUAAUUAGUGUUUUUUUUCUUCUUUCUUUAAUACACCUGCUGCAGCAUGAGCGCUGAAUGCAGCAGCUACUACAGCGCUGACAGUGUGUUUGUGGACGGAUUCUCCUGCCCCAGACCGGGAAACGCUGUCACUGCUGUGUACUGCUGCGGAUUUAAUGAUGUGAAAUAUUGCUGUGAUGAUCCCAACAGUUUUUUCCCGUAUGAAUACGGAUACAUGUGGUGGCUGAGUAUCGGCGCUCUGGUUGGUCUGUCCAUUGCUGCAGUGGUCCUCCUUGCCUUCCUCAUCACUGUAUGUGUCCUCUGCUACCUCUUCAUUGCCACCAAACCCAGUCGUCUUGACAACGGCCUACCCCUCAGAGCACCAGCAGGAGAUGCCAGUGAGGGAUCGAGUCAAGUGAGAGCGACAUGUGCCACUGGUCCGCAGGGAUUCAGAAAACAUUUCAUGAGCAGGAAGCUGGACUGUGAUAACCAGCCGCCAGACCCUGAGGUGCUGUUCCAGAGGUGCUUCACAGCUAACGUCACCAGUGUGAAAGUGGAAAGUCCCUCAUAGUUCUCUGUGAUACGUUAAAAAUGGGACCAGCUGUCCAAAGGGCAAGAGAACUGCUGAAUCUGAAGGCAGACUGAGCUGCCAGGUGGAGGCUAUGACAGUAGCUGACAUAAUUUUGUGUGUGUGUGUGUUUGUGUGUGUGUGUGUGUGUGUGUGUGUACAGGGGAGUUGUGGUGGUUGAGCGCAGUAAAAAUUGUGUAAUACUAACACCCGGAGAAAAAACAGAAGCACUCUGAGGGCUGUAGACCAAACUUAGCAAGCAUGCACAAUGGAGGCUCUAAAAGCCUUAAUGAAUUUCUUCAAGCACAAAAUUUCUCUCCUCCUCAUGACUGCAUAAGGAAGUAUCUCACCACCAGGCAGUAGUAAUUGAAAGUGUAUGCAUCGUCUUGGAAGACAAUGUUCAUAAUUGGUCUCAAGAUAGCCAAAGACUCAUUAACAUUUGUUGAAUCAUUAAGGGAUAUGCUAGGACAAUUACUGAAUGGGGAGAGGCUGGAGUGUUUACUCAGGAUGUACAGUUUCAUGUAUAUCUAGGAAUGAUGCUAAAGCUGUGGUCCGGACAGUAAGGCUGUAAAGUCUGUAGCCACAUCUGCUACAUUUUACUCAGGGACUGAAGGAGGAUCUACAGCGUGAUGAGACUCAACUUUUUGAAUUUCCUCACCAGAAAAAUGAGAGCAUUGGGUAUUCGUUCAAAUGCUUAAAAUGAUCUAUGUUUACGUUUUCAUGACAAGACACCUCUAGUAAUUAUAAAAGUAUUAAGGUUGGGCAUGUCUGAUUUUGACACCAGAGGCUCCUAUCAAACUUAAAAGCUGAUUUCUUUUAAUUAAGGCCAUGAUUAACUGGCCUAUUUAUUAAAGUUUUUUUUUUGUUGUUGUUGCCAUUUUUGCCUUUAAGUGAUAGCAGACAGACAAAAUUAAAUGACUGUUUACAGCAAAUGGUGAAACAAAUUUUAGAUGUGCUCUGUGAUGGAGCUCUCAAAGAGUCUGAGUAGCAACAAGGAUUUUGGUGAGAUAACUAAUCUCUCCUUAACAAACACAUGCAUGGACAUUAAAUCCUAAUAAACGAUACAAUACCAAAAUCUUUAGCAUGAGGAGGGUGAUGCAGGGAGCUGUGUCAGCAGAUAACAGUGAUGGUUACCAUGUUGUAAUGGCCCGCUGUACAGCUGGAUGAAUAUGAUUGGAUGGUACUAGUGAGCUGAUAGACGCACAGCUGUGAAUAAUCCAGUGAUUGUGAAGCAUGAAUGAAACAGCUGAUACCAAUCAGUGCUCUGCCUGAACUAACACUAUGCAUAAUUUUACUUAACUAACCAAGCCGGCUGAGUUCGGACCGACUUUAACUCUGCAUACAAAUGAAAUCAAACCAGCCCCCUCAUUCAUUUGAAUGAGCCCAGUGAGUUGAUGCAGAGGAAGUGCCAAAGCAGGGAUCCUCCUGGUAGAUGACUUUGUAACUAGAACACCAUAUUUUUAUUGUUUACUUCACGUUUGUGGUGAUAAAUGCAAUUGCCGUCAUGAUUGUUUCUGAGUUGUAAAAUCCUGUCUCAAGAGUAUUAUAAAUCCCUUUACAGCGUUUGGGCGUUUGAGAAAACUUCAAAUUCACACAUCUGCUACUCAAACUAGAACUCCUUGUUUGUAUUUCAUUGCUCACCUUAAGCAACAAGCCCCCACCACCGCAGCAUCUUGCAUUGUUUUAACAUUGACAUUAUGUAUGGUGUUCAGAGCUAGUGGGUCUGUGAAGUGAGGCCAAAGCGGAAGUGUCUUCAACAAUUUGCAUUCUUUCAGUGUCCUUUAUGUGACAAUUCCAAAUUAACUUAAAGGAAAGCUUCAUAAACACAUUCAUGUGUCUUUAUAUGUACUUUUAAUAUGAGGCUUAGAUAAGUGAUCUUCAAAAGUUGUAGUCAACAAAAUUCCUUCUUUGUGUUUCCACAAUGUUUCUUUGCUGAGUUGCAGGAGAGUAACAAUAAGGGCACGGUCACACAUGCACAAAUUUAGACAAUGACCGUCGCCUGCUGAGAAAGGCAGUGAACGGGAGGCGAAUAUGCGCCAAUGUUUAUUAUGUGUGAAUGUGACCUAAAGGAGAAUUUGGCGUUUAUAAUACACUUAAUUUGUCUCAGGCUUAUGAAGCUUCAUAUUAAUUACUGUUGACUGGAGAAUGCAAGAACAAAGACUGCGCAAAAAAGCAAUUAUGACACGAACCAGUGUACAUACUGUAAGGGAAUGUUGAGCAUUGUUUUAUUACAGACCUAAAAAAUGCGAAACUAUCCUAACUUCUUAUUUAGCCAAACGUACAGUACAUUUGGAUCACUAUUUCACAUCAAUACACAUUGUAUAGUAAAUGGCAGUAUGACACUGUAUAAUGCAAUGUCACUAGAUGUUACACCAGCUGUUUGGCAUCUGUCUGAAGAGUUCUGAUUGCUUUACAAUGUUACUUAAGAGAUCACAAAACUGCAUUUCUUUGGACCCACUUACAUACUAUGGUUGGUAUGUAGUCAGCUCCUUCUCAAAACUCUCAAGUGUCCUUGUUUUAGCAACGGAGAAUUGUUUUAUGCAAAGUGUCAUGUCUUGUAUUCAUGAGAAGGUUUUGCUUAUGUAAUUGUUUCUGUAUGUGGAAAGUGACCUCAGUGUUUUAAACCUCAGUGUUUUUGUUCUGUCUGUUAUAUUCUCCGUUAAAAUGAUAUUAUUAUAUGUUACUUCAUAAAAUGUUGCGCAAAUGUUUGGAGGAGUUUCUGUUGUACUCACACAUUAUGUUGAUAAAUUCUAUUUCUAUUUAUUUAUUUGUAAUUCUCAACAUCAGGCUGUGUGUGUGUAAUUUGCUGCAGCAUACAUCAAAGAAUAACAGAGGAAAACAAGACUGGGAGUUCAAUUUACUUUGUUGAUGGCAAUGUUUUGCAAAUGCACAGCAGGAAUGUACAUAGUGGUAUAUCCACACAGUUCUUGAAAGAGCAUCAAUAAAAUCUGGAUCAGAAGGCAA
Molecule: messenger RNA, 3615 nt
Organism: Dicentrarchus labrax (European seabass)
Lineage: Eukaryota; Metazoa; Chordata; Actinopteri; Moronidae
Product: protein shisa-like-2A
Exons: 3
Coding region: 151-654 (167 amino acids)
Source: RefSeq, a predicted model, not a curated record